AUGUCGUGCACCGCGCCCGGCAUCCUCACAGCGUGCAUGUGGGUGUACGACCACGUGGCGUGGGCGGUGCCUGCUGCUGAGCACGUUCCCGGCGCCCUGCCCACCGCCCUCGGCGCCUUUGUCUUCUUUGCCGCCCUCAACGUUGCCGUCGGCGCCGUCUCGCGCGCCUGCCUGACCUUUGUGGCCUCGGCGCCGACCAAGGAGCAGGCCAAGUGGAACAACAUCGGCACAUCGCUGCUGCACUCGCUGCUCAUCGGCGUCCUAUCCGUCGCCGCCAUCGGCGCUGUCGGCGUCCGCUCCGGCGGUGCCAUCGACGUGCUGUACAACUCGGAUCCGCUCCUCCGCGCCGUCCUCGCCUUCUCCACGGGCUACUUUUGGUAUGACACGGCUGACAUGGCAAUCAACAGGAUGUACCUCAACCAGCCCAUCGUCUGGUUCCAUCAUGUCGUUGUCCUCACCCCGUUCACCCUCGCCCUUCUCCUCGACGCCUACGAGCCCAUCCUCGUCAUGGGCCUCGUUGUCGAGGCCAACACUGCCCUCCAGCACGCUCGCCGUCUCUUCACCAUCCUUCACGCCCGCUCCUCGCUCGGCUUUACCGUCACUCUCGCCCUCCUCUACGGCUCGUUCAUCCCCAUCCGCAUCGCCCCGCACGCCGCCAUCGCCUACGCCGCUAUCUGCGCCACACACGCUGGCGCCUUUGCCAUCCCCUGGCACGCCGCCGUCGCCAUCCUUGGCUCCAUCUUUAUCACCAUCGUCGACUGCGGCAUCUUUGUGGUCAUGCUCCGCUCCGACUGGCCCUGGCUCAUCGGUCGCGCCCCCCACGCCGCCGCCAGCCUCGAGCCCGUUGGCGUCGAUGACCCUGCUGUCACGCACGCCUCCCGCCACAAAGCCGACUAA
Messenger RNA from Thecamonas trahens ATCC 50062, 897 nucleotides. Its product is annotated as TLC domain-containing protein 2. The transcript has a single exon. Gene Ontology annotation, cellular component: plasma membrane. Gene Ontology annotation, biological process: phospholipid homeostasis; regulation of membrane lipid distribution; membrane assembly. Lineage: Eukaryota; Apusomonadida; Apusomonadidae. The record is from RefSeq and is a predicted model, not a curated record. The coding region runs from base 1 to 897 and encodes 298 amino acids.